Messenger RNA from Dioscorea cayenensis subsp. rotundata (Guinea yam), 672 nucleotides. RefSeq names its product pentatricopeptide repeat-containing protein At3g28660-like. The transcript is spliced from 3 exons. Bases 1 to 672 code for a protein of 223 amino acids. Lineage: Eukaryota; Viridiplantae; Streptophyta; Magnoliopsida; Dioscoreales; Dioscoreaceae. Gene Ontology annotation, molecular function: RNA binding. The record is from RefSeq and is a predicted model, not a curated record. Gene Ontology annotation, biological process: RNA modification.
AUGAAGAGAUCCGGGCCAAAGAAGAUAAAAAAGGAAGACGAAGAAUGGAGAAGAAGAGACGAAGACGAGGUCACCCUCAUUGCGCUCCUCUCGGUGUCUGCGCAUUCGUCUGACAACUUCUCUGGCGACACCGUGCACCUUCUCUUCUUUAAGCUCGGCCUCCCAUUCACUGCCGCAUCAUGCAAUGCCACGAUGGAUAUGUAUGCCAAGUCCAGUAGAAUGGAUGAAGCCCGGAAGCUUUUUCAAAGAGAUAAAGGACCCUACGAUUGUCUCAUGGAAAAUCAUCCUCACUGGCACGCUUUAGUGGAAAGGUUUGGCAGGAGGCUUGCAUCGAAGCAGGACGUUCCAGAGAUGCUUUCGGCUUCCUUGGUGAGAUGUUUGUUUGAUGGUGUGCACAUGGUAUGGCUCAACCGUGUCACUUCCCAGAGACACACUGAGGCUGAUGAUCUCCGGAUGCUAGUGAAGAAUAGAGUGAUUCAGAAGAUUCCUGGAAUGAGUUUCAUUGAGAUCAAUGGCAUUGUGCACUGGUUCACUGCAGGUGAUGAAACACACCCUCAAACGGGUCAAGGAUCGAAGUGCCUACAUCUAUGGAAGGGGUGCAACAAAAACGUCCCGGUGGUGUUGCAUGCUCUCUGCUCCUGGAAUGGAAAAAUGAAGCUCGAGAAGCAUUGA